Camelina sativa (false flax) is the source of this 1046-nucleotide messenger RNA. RefSeq lists its product as uncharacterized. NCBI's taxonomy places the organism in Eukaryota, Viridiplantae, Streptophyta, Magnoliopsida, Brassicales, Brassicaceae. The record is from RefSeq and is a predicted model, not a curated record.
AACUGUUCCUUUAAAGAUUCCUCUCUCCUCUUAUCCCUUUCAUUUAGAAUGGAAAAAAGAAGAAGCCACUUUAUUCAUACCUGUUUUUAUAUAUACAUACACAUGCAGACCAACUACUCUGUCCUUCACCAUAUAAAUACAUCUCAUAUACCUACUUUCUUCCUAUCCUUCUUUCUCACUGUUUCUUUCUGUUCUAUCUAACAAUAUAUAAACAUCGUCGAAUUCUCACCUUAUUCCUCUUUCAAAAUGAAUAUUGCAAUCGAACGCAACCCUUCAAGCAGAAAGUUAUCUGAUCUUGGAGUCAUGUCAUGGCCUAAAUGGUCUUGUCAGCCCGGGAAAUAUGCAUUGGUAUUUGAAGAAAGAGAGACAUGCUAUUUAGUGAAGGGAAAGGUGAAGGUGUAUCCAAAAGGGUCAUCUGAGUUUGUAGAGUUUGGUGCAGGAGAUCUUGUGACCAUCCCCAAGGGACUUAGCUGCACUUGGGAUGUAUCACUUUUCAUCGACAAACACUACAAGUUCGAUCCUCCUACUUCUCCAUAAUUUUUCCUAAUUACAAUCUAGUUUUGGGUUAGUCUUUAUCACCAUGAAGCCUAAAAGACUCUAUAUCCAGACAAUAAAUUAUAGAAGAGAAACCAAAAAGAUAAUGCUUAGAUGACAUAUAAACCCCUACCUAGAUUAUGUUUUCAGAUGUAACUUCUUUGUUGUCACAGAGCAAACAAUUAGCACAUGCCAAUAUUCCUGUCACUUUGAAACUUCUAUUUAUCCACACAACAGUAAAUCAAAUUACAUGUAAAGCUCUCUACCUAGUUCAAAUAGACUAGGGUAGGGGUUGCUGAUCAUUGGAGUAGAUGUACUCAUAAGUUUGAGUUAACAAAAGAUGUAACUCACUUUAGACUACGAUCUCCAUAAUAUAGUGAAGGUUAGUGAAGCAUAUAUUGUGGGUUAACUAUUUACUGUAUAUUAUUUUCUCAGCCUCGAUAUGUAUUCCUGUUUCGUUCUAAAGAAACUUGCUAACUUAAGGAUUCCCAAUAAAUUGAUAUUGUUCUUUA